UGGAUAUGUUUUGUGGAACAAAAUCAGCUGUUUCGUGCUUUUCAAUUUAGGCAAUACCUUAUUUUAUAAUAAUUAUAACAUAUUUGUGAAUUACUUUGGUUACUAAUAAUACUAAGUUAUUUCACAAUGUCGCGAUUCUUACUGACGAAUUUGAAACCUGGUUCGGUCACACAUUUACUUUCUCCGUUAAGUACAAAUACACCACCUAUUCUGCCAGUCCUGCAUCAUGUGGAGCGCCGGCAACAGAUUCAUCUUACGUCAACAUGCAAUGAAAUACGAAAAUUGGCACGGCUGCGUGUUGUAGACAAUAGUGAAAUUGGAAAACGUGCCAUGGCAGAGGGAAAACCACCUAGAUGCAUUCAUGUAUAUAAUAAGCGCUCUGUGGGAUUUAUUGGUGACAAAGUGCUUGUAGCCAUUAAGGGUCAAAUGAAGAAAGGUAUCUUGGUUGGAUUAAAGCAAAACCAAAAAUUAAAGAUACCGAAAUUUGAUAGCAACAAUAUUGUACUAAUCGACGACAAUGGCAGCCCACUAGGAACUCGCAUUCACGUACCCGUACCAACGAUACUUCGCACCAUACUCAAAGAAAAAACCCAAGCUAAAGGGGCGGAUUACACAAAGGUGCUAGCUAUAGCAAGCAGAUUUGUUUAAAAAUAUGUUAAUAAAAUUUACUUGUAAAUGAACAAAAACAUUUUGUUUCGUUAAAUAAAAUAAUAUGAAUAUGUA
Molecule: messenger RNA, 723 nt
Organism: Zeugodacus cucurbitae (melon fly)
Lineage: Eukaryota; Metazoa; Arthropoda; Insecta; Diptera; Tephritidae
Gene: mRpL14
Product: 39S ribosomal protein L14, mitochondrial
Exons: 1
Coding region: 127-648 (173 amino acids)
Biological process (GO): translation
Cellular component (GO): ribosome; mitochondrion
Molecular function (GO): structural constituent of ribosome
Source: RefSeq, a predicted model, not a curated record